Molecule: messenger RNA, 721 nt
Organism: Rattus rattus (black rat)
Lineage: Eukaryota; Metazoa; Chordata; Mammalia; Rodentia; Muridae
Gene: Gngt2
Product: G protein subunit gamma transducin 2
Exons: 3
Coding region: 371-580 (69 amino acids)
Biological process (GO): G protein-coupled receptor signaling pathway
Cellular component (GO): heterotrimeric G-protein complex
Molecular function (GO): G-protein beta-subunit binding
Source: RefSeq, a predicted model, not a curated record
CUUUGUAAUGGAGAAAGACAGGCAAGUGGUACAAUAGGCUAGAGGGAAGCUGUGGGGCCAGGGAAAAGGGGCGUGGUCACGAAAGGAGAGAGGCUGAUGUGUGCUCCCGGGGCUCACAAUGGAGGUGGCCUGUUUUUGACUUUGCGGGGAGAAUGUUAGUGUCUGCUGUGGAGGAGUGAAGGGCUGGAAGGCUCAGCUGGGAUCAGGACUUACGACCCUGAGCUCAUGAUCAGCUUAGGCAACAGAGAUUUGGCUUUGCCAACCAUCUGCUUUGUCUGAAGAUUUUCAGCUGAUGAAGCGCUAGGAAGUUCAAACACCAUUGUGUCCUGCUCCGGGACUGGUGACUUGGAGAGAGCUCUAACAGGGCAGGAUGGCCCAGGAUCUCAGUGAGAAGGAGCUGCUGAGGAUGGAGGUGGAGCAGUUGAAGAAGGAAGUGAAGAACCCACGUGAUCCGAUUUCCAAGACAGGAAAGGAAAUCAAGGAUUAUGUAGAGGCCCAAUCAGGGACCGACCCUCUUCUCAAAGGCAUCCCAGAAGACAAGAAUCCCUUCAAGGAGAAAGGCACUUGUGUGAUAAGCUGAUGGCCUACCCUCAAGACCCUCACCCUUUCUCUGUCCCUCCUCAGUCUCACCAGUGUACUGGGAUACCUAGGGAUACCAAGUGUAUUAGGGAUCAAUGUUUACUUCCUCUUAGACAAAAAUAAAGAUGCUGAGAGAAAAACA